Ascochyta rabiei is the source of this 756-nucleotide messenger RNA. RefSeq lists its product as uncharacterized. The transcript has 4 exons. NCBI's taxonomy places the organism in Eukaryota, Fungi, Ascomycota, Dothideomycetes, Pleosporales, Didymellaceae. The coding region runs from base 1 to 756 and encodes 251 amino acids. The record is from RefSeq and is a predicted model, not a curated record.
AUGGACUCCUCCGCCCCCGCCGACGACGUCGCCGCCCCCGCCAACACCGCCAACACCGCCGCCGCUGACGCCGCCGCUGCUGCUGCUGCUGCCACUGCUGCUGCUGCCACUGCCGCCGCCGCCCUCGCUGCCGCCGCCGCCCACCGCCGCCGCCCUGCUCGCCAUGCCGCCCGCCUCGCGGGCCUGCACAAGGCUGGCUUCUCGGCCAGUCCAGCGCCAGCUGGAGUUCCGCGCGGGCUACAAGCCCAGCAAGUUCAACCUCGCUGCAGAACCUCGAAUCUGCGCUCGCGCAGGUUGUCGGCCGCGUCGCCCCCACCGAAUGCGACUCCUGCCAGCUGCUCGACUCGUGCGCCAACUGCCACUAUGGCAGUGAGGGCGCCCGCUGCUCCUUCCGCCGUAACCACGCCCGCCCCCGUCGUCCCCGUCCCCGCCAUCGCCACCCCCUCCAGGUCCCGCCGCCAGGUCGCUGCCGCUGCCGCUGCCGCUGCUGCUGCCCCUGCCCCUGCCGCUGCCCCUGCCACCCCCUCCAAGAAGCGCCGCCGCACCACCGCCACCCCUGCUGCCUCCCCCGCCGCCGCCGCCGCCGCCGCCACCACCGCCACCGCCUCCAAGAAGGAGAAGAAGAAGGAGAAGAGGAAGAGGAAGAAGAAGAAGGUCCGUAAGUGCGUACGGGACGUAAAGAAGUCCGUAGCGGCUCUAGAGCUUGCUAUGGAUUCCUCCUCCUCAGAGGACAGUGAUAAAGAUGAUGAGGAUUAA